Colletotrichum siamense is the source of this 948-nucleotide messenger RNA. RefSeq lists its product as uncharacterized. The transcript has a single exon. The coding region runs from base 1 to 948 and encodes 315 amino acids. Lineage: Eukaryota; Fungi; Ascomycota; Sordariomycetes; Glomerellales; Glomerellaceae. The record is from RefSeq and is a predicted model, not a curated record.
AUGAUCUCCCCCCUCCCUCCAAACGCCCGCCUCGUCAACAUCGGCACCCACUCCCUAGCCCUCUACACCCACGGCCCCGAACCCAGCAGCCCCACCUCCCCUGUCGUGCUCUUCGUCUCCGGCGUAGCCAGCGACGCCCUCAACUGGCAAGCCGUCGUCCGCCUCCUCCCCGCCUCGCUGCGGAGCUACACAUACGACCGCUCCGGCCACCGCAACUCAGACCCCUCCCCGCUCCCCCCCACCGCCGAGAACAUCGCGCUCGAGCUCGCCCUGCUAAUCGAGCGCGCACCCAUAACCAACCCGCUCAUCCUCGUGGGACACUCCUGGGCGGGCGUGCUCACGCACGAGUACUUCGCCCUCAAGGGCGUGAGCCAGGUCGCGGGGCUGGUCCUCGUGGACGCGAACCACGAAACGGCGCCGCUGGUGCUGGACGUCAACGACCCUGUGCUGUGGAAGGUCGCUGCCGAGGUGGAUGUGUACGCCGCCUGGGGGUUAGAGGCGACGCAUAAGUUGACGCCGCAGGAGUGGGACGCGUUCCGCGCGGCGGGGGCGACGGAGAAGCAUAAGCUGAUUGCGCAGCGGGAGGAGUCGGAGUACGCGGCGAGCUUUGAGGCGCUGCGGAAGAAGGGGCUGGCGGGCAGGCAGCCGAUUCUUGGGGACCGGCCGGUGUAUGUGGUUGUGGGGACGCGGAGCCGGGACUGGCGCGGGUUGUAUGCGGCGGGGGUGGCGAGGGGGAACGGGACGGAGGAGGAGAGGGGUUAUGUGAGGGGGUUGAUUGAGACGGUGGAUGAGAAGUGCGAGGGGCUGAUGAGGGAGUUUCUGAAGGUUUCGCGGAGGAGCGAGAUUGUGUUUGCGAGGGAGAGUGGGCAUUUUGUGCAGAUGACGCAGCCGGAUGUUGUUGUUGAUGGGGUGAAGUGGGUGUUGGAGAAUCAGCCGGCGUCUUCUUAG